AUGGGAAAUAAUAACAGUCGAGUGAUCAAUAUUAAUUUGGAUCGUUUAGAAGCAGUUUAUUAUGGCAGUGAAACUAUAUCUGGAAACGUUAGUAUAUAUACGUUAAAGGAUAAUAAUGUUGAUGAUACGAAAAACACAAGACUUGAGAAUGUUAAUCUAAUUUUAUUAGGCGAAAUUAGUUAUGACGGUGAGCAUUCAAAUAAUGCUGGCACAUUUUCUAUACCCGUUAUUAGUGCAAAAGUAAAAUUACCUGUAAUAAAGGAGAAGCAAGAACACUAUUGUUGUUUAUUUCAAAUAAACCUCGAUGAUGAUUAUUUACCACCAACAUUAAAUGAACCUUAUAAAUAUCCACAUGUUCGAUAUUAUUUAAAAGUAAUAGUUAAUGAUGAAAAAUCUUAUGAAAAAUCGAUUACAAUUUUUCCAAUUGUAAAAAUUCUAGAAAAGUCUUUAACAUCAAUAAUUUAUGGUGGAAAUAAUCGUAAAGAAAUGGAAAUAAAAGGUACAUUGAACAAAUUAGGCUACAUUCCUGGCGAAACGAUAAUAUCAAAAAUAGAAAUAAAAAAUCCUCGAACUAUACUAUUAAAAUACAUUGAAAUAUUUCUAAUUGAAUAUUAUCAAAUAGGAGUAGGACCUAGUCAUAAUGAAAAUAUACUUCAUAUAGUAUUACCGGGAAUAAUGAAUACAACAAAUGAGUUUAUAUCAGAAACAUUUUCCGUUUCAAUACCAGCAUAUAAACAUUUGUGUCCUUCAUAUGAAAAACGGGAUGGUGGCCGUGUUCACGUUUAUCAUGUCUUAAAAAUUCAAUGUAAAAUCGAAGGAUUGUGUUCAAAUAUUAAUAUUACAAUUCCAAUUAAACUGGGUACUGAACUGCUACAAGAUGCUUAUCCUCCCAGUUACGAUGUCAGUGAAAAGAAACAAAUUAUGCGUCGACGAAAAGUUGUCGACAAAAUAACCGGUAAGAUAUUCUUUCGACAAUCAAGUGUUGACGAAGUGGAGUCAACAAAAAUUAGUCGACGAAUGAUAGACAUAUCGAAAUAA
Molecule: messenger RNA, 1038 nt
Organism: Didymodactylos carnosus
Lineage: Eukaryota; Metazoa; Rotifera; Eurotatoria; Philodinida; Philodinidae
Source: the annotation of a GenBank genome assembly